Molecule: messenger RNA, 1747 nt
Organism: Parastagonospora nodorum SN15
Lineage: Eukaryota; Fungi; Ascomycota; Dothideomycetes; Pleosporales; Phaeosphaeriaceae
Exons: 2
Coding region: 104-1558 (484 amino acids)
Biological process (GO): ubiquitin-dependent endocytosis
Cellular component (GO): cytosol; cytoplasm; plasma membrane
Molecular function (GO): ubiquitin protein ligase binding; protein-macromolecule adaptor activity
Source: RefSeq, a predicted model, not a curated record
UCCCAUAGCACACAGCAGCCCGACAAGGCCACGGCGCCUUUGAACCACAAAAUGAACGUCUCCAUUGCCCUGCAGCACCCGCACGAGCACUACACCAAUCUCGAUGUCAUCCAGGGAAAGGUGGUGCUGCGGGGUGCCGAAUCCCACAAACAUCAGCAGCAUCGUUGUGAAGCUCGAGGGCGAGUCCAAGACGCGGUUGCUUGCGCCCAUACACCCCUCCAGGCCGGACAAGCAGCGACCCGUCCUUGAAGUGCACAAGUUUCUCUACAAGACGCAGACCCUGUUCCCGACGAAUGUGCACCCAGAAGAGCUUGCGGCAAAUCCAAAAGCCAGUUUUGCGAUCAACAACGGUCAAUAUGAAUACCCGUUUUCUUUCAAGAUACCCCUCAACACCCAAUGUCAGCAGGCGAACAGUCCCAUCUCCAACGUUUCCUUCUCCAAUGCGCUGCCCGAGUUUGCCAGAGCCGCGACACACCACAUGAAGACUACACUGCCACCCUCCCUAGCAGGCUUUCCGGGCGAGGCGGAGAUCAAGUACUUUGUCAAGGUCACAGUCAACCGACCGCAGUUCUUCAAAGAGAAUCCGAGGUCCAUUGCAAACUUCACAAUGCUCCCGAUUGAGCCUCCACGGCCGGAGAGGACCGAUGGCGAGGCAUAUGCGAGGCGACAACAUCAAUUCAUAGAGAAUGCGCCCAGUGUGGCAGCUGUAAAGAAGCCAGGCUUAUUUGACAAGAAGGACUCGUCAGGCAGUGUGCCGCCAUCACCGACCUUGCCCGGAAGCGUGCCUCCUCGUAUCUCGAUUGAUGCGCGCCUACCGAAUCCAGCGAUCCUCACAAGCAACCAGGAUAUACCUCUGCGACUGCUGUUGAAGAAUGUCAGCGAGCGCUCCAAGAAUGUCUACCUUCAGAUGCUCCAGAUCGAGCUGAUAGGCUACACCAAAGUGCGCGCUCACGAAGUGUCGCGGACAGAGUCAAACAGUUGGAUUCUAUGCUCCUUCAGCAACAUGGCGAUACCCAUUGGCUCGCCCUCAGACCCAGUAGACACCGAGAUACCCAUCAACCCAGAGUACUGGAGCGGAAAGCCCAUCCCCAAUACCGUGCCUCCCACCUUCGCCAUCUGCAACCUAGCUAGGCACUACGAGCUCGAGAUACGCAUUGGCGUUGGCUAUGGCAGCUACAAGCACGGCGAGGACCAGCUCGUCGUACUCCCGCUCCGACUCCCAGUCAAGGUCUACUCCGGCAUCGCGCCGCCCAAGGCGCUGCUCGAAGCGGCUCGCACCGGCGAAAGCAAGCCUUCGCUGAGCGUGCCGCCUUAUUCGCACUCACAGGCAGUGCCGACGCCUACUACGCCGACUCACGGCGGCUUUUCAGGUGGAUUCAACGCGUCUCCCGGUCAACCGGCUCAUCCACCGUCAGACGCGGGUCAUGAAGAUGCACCUCCGAGCUACGAAGAGGCGAUUGGGCAGGAUCUGCCACCGAUCAAUGGGUACAGAGGGAGUUACCAACCACCUCCUGCACCCGAAGGCGCGCCUCGCUUUUCUGACGAGAAGAGGCGAUGAGGGGUAGAUCGCGUGUGAGAAGGGUAAACAGAGACGCGACGGGUGGCGAGGCGCAAGGGAGUCUGACACACAUCCAGAUUACCAUGCAGUUUGGGCAGCAAUGGGGAAGGCUGGAAGGCUGGAGGCGGAGAUGUGCAGCACAGUGUCGAGUACGAAAGCAUUUUCCUUCCAAUCAAUAUACAUAUUUAA